Messenger RNA from Miscanthus lutarioriparius, 654 nucleotides. The record is from the annotation of a GenBank genome assembly. Lineage: Eukaryota; Viridiplantae; Streptophyta; Magnoliopsida; Poales; Poaceae.
AUGUGCAAACUCAACUUCUGGUUGCUCUUCCUAGCAAUGACUUGCGGAAUGGGAUCAGGUCUGGCCACGGUGAACAAUAUCAGCCAGAUCGGCGGCUCACUUGGCUACACGACCAAGGAGACCAGCACACUUGUGUCACUCUGGAGCAUAUGGAACUUUUCAGGGCGGUUCGGUGCAGGCUUCAUAUCUGACCAUUUCCUUCGCCAGCGAGGAAUUGGGAGGCCAUUCUUUAUAGGUGUUACGCUGCUGAUCAUGAGCGCCGGUCAUGCGAUCAUCUCCUCCGGUCUCCCUGCAUCACUCUACUUUGGGUCGGUGCUGAUCGGCAUGUGCUAUGGGUGUCAGUGGGCCCUGAUGCCGAGCAUAACAUCUGAGAUCUUUGGGCUGAACCAUUUUGGCACAAUAUUCAACAUGGUGGCUGUUGCGAGCCCUGUUGGGUCUUACAUCCUCUCGGUGCGCAUUGUGGGCUACAUAUAUGACAUCGAAUCGCCACCAGAUGAGCACUCCUGUGUAGGUAAGCAAUGCUUUGCGCUCUCUUUCAUGAUCAUGGCCGGUGUCUGUAUGUUCGGGUCUGCUGUUGCGUUUGUGUUGUUUAUCAGAACAAGGAAGUUCUAUAUGCGUGUCAUAUACGCGAGGUUGCAGUCUUUUCUAGACUAG